Astrephomene gubernaculifera is the source of this 1971-nucleotide messenger RNA. The record is from the annotation of a GenBank genome assembly. NCBI's taxonomy places the organism in Eukaryota, Viridiplantae, Chlorophyta, Chlorophyceae, Chlamydomonadales, Astrephomenaceae.
GUAGUUUCAUUCAUAUAUACUCGGUUGUUUUUUUGCUACUUAAGGCUAACGUGCAAAAGUGCGCAUUCACCUACAUAACACUAGGAACAGGGACGAAGCUGAAGCGGCACGCUCACAAAUAGCUUUGAUAGUAAGCCUUGGCAUUCCUGAUGGUCGCUUAUGCGUACCCUUUGCGUUGCAAUAGCGCUUAAAAGUAGGGUUACUUUCUCGGCAAGAUAAAGCCUGAGAAUGGCUCACCCUGCGAUGCGGAAGCUGCUGGACGCGAGUUUAUCAGCAUUUUCCGCGGAACGUGGGCAACAUAGCUGGAUCGUCGGGUUAUUUGUCAACGGUGUCCUAAUAUCUGCGGUCGUAGCGUUCGCCAUAGCCCAGCUUUCCAAAGUGUUUACGCACUAUCAUUAUGAACGGGUCUGGGACUGGACGCGCCUUGUGGGCAGCGGAGGCAUGCCCUCAUCCCACACAGCCCUCAUAGUCGCGCUAACGACGGCCAUCGCGGUAGAAGACGGUACAAACAGCUCGCUGUUCGCAAUGUGCCUGGUCAUCUCGCUCAUUGUCAUGUACGAUGCAACCGGUGUACGACUGCACGCGGGACGACAAGCAACCGUCCUCAACAUCAUCAUAGCUGAAAUGCCGCCCGACCACCCAGUACAGGACUCGGGUCGGCUUCGGGACAGCCUAGGCCACACCCCGGUGCAGGUGGCGGUUGGUGCCUUGCUAGGAGUGGUGGUUGGCCUAGCCAUAGAGAGCCUCUUCCUGCUGGGCUCAUCCUCUUCGGCAGCGGGAGGAGCAGGGGGCGGGUUUGCGCUCGAUGGGGGAGCAGCAGGAGGAGCAGGUGGGUUGGGGGAAGGAGGCAUGGCGGCACGGUUGGCGGCGGCAGCAACAGCAGCGGCGGCGGCGUUGGGUGGAGCAGAUGGAGGUGGCGGUGGCGGCCUGAAUGCUACGCUCACUUGAAAAUUAAUGUCACAUGACACGUAGCCAUUCGUGAACUCAUUCCUUGUUCAAAAUACGCGCGUACCGUGUGACCUGGCUGGAUGCGUAAUUCGCACGCAUGGCUUUGACCCCUAUCCCAACCCCACUACCAUCAUCGCCUCCCUUACGAGUGCCUUAUGAGUACCUGGCACCUCACGCCACUCCCAGAGACGCUUCUGGGUUAGUAAGUGGGCGGUGAGGAGGAGGCGAUGUAUUAUUGAGUGUUACGGGUGGCGACGGUCAAGUAACUGGGCGAGUGCUGUUCUUAGGAGUGGGGAUUUGAAGAAGAGGAAAGGCGGAGGGCGUAAGGAGGAUGGCGCAGCGUUGUUCGCACUCGUGGCGGUGUUGGCACCGCAGGUGGGUUAGAGUAGGUGCCUGACAGUUUGCCUCAUGAGCUCAACGACAAAAAUCGCCCUCGAUCUCUCAGUGCCCACUUCCAUCUCUAGAUGGUUCUGGGGACCAAAGAAUCGGAUGAAGUAUGCAGGGUGGACAAUAUCCUAAGCCUGUAUGGUGGUUUUGGUAGUGGACGACGUGGGGUUGUGGCACGAGCAGACCGUUAGAACAACAGGUGUGGUGGUGCGUAUGUGGGGGGACACACAGACAGGGAAGGAUACGGUCAAGGCGGCGGGGUGCAUCGGAAAGACUCGCGGGCUGAGCCGUAUGGAAGCGGUUGUGGGAAUGGGGUGAGGUGUUUGCUGAGCUGACGCCAUUGUAUGUUUUUUGUAGCCUCACAUAUAUGAAAACUCGUCCAUUAACGCUGUUUGCGACCUCGGUGCAUACACGAGGUACAGCAGUACAGACUUAGGGCACAGUCCUGCACAAAAAUAUAAUUCUUGGUCUUCGUAUGGUUCGACAUGCCACGGUGGUUUCAGAUCAGAUCUGACUAACAAACUCGCGAAGAUACUGAGCCACACCAGGGGGGGGGGUAGGAAACGCGAGGACAGACCCCAUGAUUCAAAGUUAAAGAGCUUAUUGAGAGCAUUCCAAAUCUGCUUUGAGAAUUUU